Molecule: messenger RNA, 1839 nt
Organism: Pseudozyma hubeiensis SY62
Lineage: Eukaryota; Fungi; Basidiomycota; Ustilaginomycetes; Ustilaginales; Ustilaginaceae
Product: exopolyphosphatase
Exons: 1
Coding region: 1-1839 (612 amino acids)
Cellular component (GO): cytoplasm
Molecular function (GO): exopolyphosphatase activity
Source: RefSeq, a predicted model, not a curated record
AUGCCUGCGCACUACCAACCCAUCUACACGUAUCAAACAACGAGAGCUGCUGCUGCACGCAACCACGCCAUCCUCCGUCUCGUCGCUCUGCUCACCUUCGUAGCUCUCUCCUCCGUCGUCUUUCUCUCCUUUACCGACUACGUCUACUGGAGACACAGUCAACCUCCAAGUCACAUUCCCUCUACCACGCAACAGUCUCUUGCUGCUAUGACGACAUCAUCCAAUGGAACCGGCGAUAGCAAGCCGCCAUCGCUCGACGAGUUUCUCGUCCAAGCAAAGAAGCAUGCCUUUGACCACCUCAAACAACCAUCCAGCUCCCAAGGCACGCUUACACUCAUCAUGGGCAAUGAGGCUGGCGAUCUCGACUCUGCCUCGUGUGCCAUCGCGUUGAGCUAUCUUCUCUCCAGGUUCGGUCCACCUACCGGUUACAACCUUCCACAGUCCACCUACGUCCCGUUGAUACAGAGCCUGCACACCGACGACGUCUUGCGUCCCGAAAACACGGCCGCUUUCCGUGCCUCGGGGAUCAACCCCGAGCACAUCUUCUUCCUCGAUGACGUCCAGAACACGCUCGCACUCGACCUCGCUUCCGACGCGUUCUCACCCUCAGCAAACGUGUCCAUCGGACUGGUCGAUCAUCCAUCCCUCACAGGGCCCUGGGGCGGAGCUAGGGCGGCCAACAGGAAGGUCGACAUCGUCGUCGACCACCACGAAGACGCUGGUGACCACGCAGACGCUGCACUGAGGAUCAUCAAAUCGCCAUCCAAAGAUCCCGUCGGCAGCUGCAGCAGCCUGAUCGCCGAUCUGUUCGCCCACCGCUUCUCCACCGCCUCUCCCACGGACGUCGGCAUGCGCCAGGUAGCCGACCUGCUCAUCAGCGCCAUCGUCAUCGACACCGACAACCUCCGCGAAGCACCGCGUGGCAAAGCCACCAAGAUCGACUUUGACGCCGUCAAGACCCUCUUCCCCGCUUCAUCCUUCGGCCACCCGAGCACAGCCGAUUCCAUCCGCGAAACGGCGCUCUCUUUCUCACCGCUGGCCAACACCUCGGAAGUAGCGUCGAUCCAACCGAUUCAGUCUAUCGAUCCGUCGACGGACAUCGAUUCGGCGACGCACAGUGCAAAGAUCAUCCUGGCGCCGUUCUGGCAGAUCCUGGCUGGGUCUAAGCAGGCGGUAUCGCAUCUCAGCGGUCGAGAUUUGUUGCGACGUGAUUACAAGCAAGUUGAUUUCACCACUGAUUCUGUAGCUGGAAUCUCGCUCAAACUCGGAUUCGCCUCUGUACCCAUCAGCAUCGCGGAAUGGCUUCACAAGGAUCGACCCCACCCGCGACUGUCCGAUUCUCCCGAUCCCAAGGGCGAAGUGAAACAGGCUUGGGCGGAAUGGUGGAGUACGCUGGACGAGUUUAUGCACGAACGCGAGAUCGAUAUCGCCGUCAUGACGGGGAGCUUCCGUGUAGCGCAGGGCGAGGUGGAUGCAGGGAAGCACAGGAGGGAGUUGGUGUUGGCCUUUGCUCCGAGGACGUUGGAGCAGAGCAAAGCGAGCGUGUUGUGGGACGAGUUGAGGAGAGGGUUGGAGGCGGACGAACAUGUGGACAAGAGCGAGGUGGAGAGGAGGUUGAUGUUGGAGCAGCCGUGGAAGGGACAACGCUUGCCCGAGAGUGCAGGCGGGAAGAGGGAGAGGGUCAAGGGAGUGGACGCUGAGGGCAGAAGGGAUUCGGCCGACAAAGAGGGGAGACCAAGGUGGGCCAAGGUGUACAAGCAGGCCAAUGCGAGGGCCAACAGGAAGAUUGUGUUGCCUGCCGUCAUGACCAUCCUCAAGUCGGCGGCGAGAAAGUUGUAG